Messenger RNA from Antrostomus carolinensis (chuck-will's-widow), 555 nucleotides. RefSeq names its product electron transfer flavoprotein subunit alpha (gene ETFA). The record is from RefSeq and is a predicted model, not a curated record. Gene Ontology annotation, molecular function: flavin adenine dinucleotide binding; electron transfer activity. Lineage: Eukaryota; Metazoa; Chordata; Aves; Caprimulgiformes; Caprimulgidae. The annotation marks the transcript as partial. The transcript is spliced from 7 exons. Gene Ontology annotation, cellular component: mitochondrion. Gene Ontology annotation, biological process: fatty acid beta-oxidation using acyl-CoA dehydrogenase.
UUAGGAAAUAUUAUUUGCACUGUGCAAUGUGAUGAGGCGAUUAAAGUAUUUACUGUACGGGGAACCUCUUUUGAGGCUGCACCAACAAGUGGUGGUAGUGCCAGUUUAGAAAAGUUAACCCCUCCACCGCCUGUUGGUCUAUCUGAAUGGAUUGAGCAGAAGUUGACUAAAAGUGAUCGGCCAGAGCUCACUAGUGCAAAAGUGGUUGUAUCGGGUGGAAGAGGCUUGAAGAGCGGGGAAAAUUUUAAGUUGUUAUAUGAUCUUGCAGAUCAGUUGCAUGCUGCAGUUGGAGCUUCCCGUGCAGCUGUUGAUGCUGGCUUUGUUCCUAAUGACAUGCAAGUUGGACAGACAGGCAAAAUAGUAGCACCAGAACUUUAUAUUGCCGUGGGAAUAUCUGGAGCAAUCCAACACUUGGCUGGGAUGAAGGACAGCAAGACCAUUGUUGCUAUUAACAAGGAUCCAGAAGCUCCAAUUUUCCAGGUGGCAGACUAUGGACUGGUGGCGGACUUAUUUCAGGCGGUGCCAGAGAUGACGGAGCUCCUGAAGAAGAAGUGA